AUGACGAUGAGGGAGAGUAUUAUCCAGUGCCACGCCACCUUCACACUCGCCCUGAUUCCCCGCCACAGCAGGAGGGGACUGCAGAGUCGGUACUUCAUGAGGAAGAUCAGCCUGCAGGUGUACUUCCGGAGACAGAGCCACCAGAUGAUGUCUGUCAGGGAGAAGUGUUGCCUGAGGAGGAGCCUGACCCGCCACCUUCUCCCAAUUACACUGUCCCAGAUGAAUGCGGGCGGCUGA
This is a messenger RNA of Knipowitschia caucasica, 237 nucleotides long. NCBI's taxonomy places the organism in Eukaryota, Metazoa, Chordata, Actinopteri, Gobiiformes, Gobiidae. The record is from the annotation of a GenBank genome assembly.